This is a messenger RNA of Trametes versicolor FP-101664 SS1, 2955 nucleotides long. RefSeq lists its product as uncharacterized. Gene Ontology annotation, molecular function: oxidoreductase activity; molybdenum ion binding. Lineage: Eukaryota; Fungi; Basidiomycota; Agaricomycetes; Polyporales; Polyporaceae. The transcript is spliced from 23 exons. The record is from RefSeq and is a predicted model, not a curated record. Bases 1 to 2955 code for a protein of 984 amino acids.
AUGCCUACCUGGACGAAAGAAACUCUGUCGCCUCCCUGGCCGAAGCCCCAUGGCGUUCAGCUUUGCACUCCAGAAGCAUACGAGGCUGCCCAUCGCGCUCAUGGCUCGAACCGUCUUGACAAGCACAGACCCGGCGGUCUCGUGGAGCAGAGUGGAGGCGAAACGAAUCGUCGAGCGGGCGUGUAUGGGAUGAUGGAAACAGACGAUUAUUCGCCUGUCGUACCUAAGGACACAGUCAACGCGGCUGAAAGCGAGGAUGGCGAGGACGUGGAUUGGCGCGAGAAGCUGCACAAAAACGACACAUUUGCGAGUGUCCGGGACGUCAAGAAUGCGUCCGCCAACUUCAAAGUCAUGUAUCCCAGGAACCACGCGUUCGCGCGAUACGUACUACCCGUAGCUGAGAGCGAAAUCAAAGAACAAGAGUGGCCAGGAAAGAAGCAUGGCGACGACAAGACUUCACCCUCUACUUCGACAUCCGCCUCGUCUAUCUCAUCUGGGAUGGCUUCAUCGGACGAGCAGAAGAGCGGCGACGAGGCGCACGAGACCGAGGACAAACCGAAAGAGCCCGAGCUUUCUGACGAGCAACGCAUGUUCAUCGACAAACUCCUCGCAGAAAUGGACAUGGUGGCUUCCUUCAAGAACAACCCCGGCCGUCCGACGGGGGAGCUAAAACUGCUCGAUCACGACGCUCUCCAGCAGCUCGAGAGCCGUCUGAGCAUUGAUGACCAGAGCACGCCCGACUCCUGGAUACCGCGAUCCGCAGAGCUUCUACGCUUGACGGGGAAGCAUCCUCUCAACGCAGAAGCUAACCUAUCAAGACUAUUUGAAGCCGGCAUGAUUACUCCUACGAAGCUCCACUACGUUCGCAGCCAUGGGUCUGUUCCUCAGCUGAUGUGGGAGACGCAUACACUCUCCGUCUUCUCGGACCCUCCACAAAUUAUAGCUCAACCUAAGGAUUGGUCAAUGGACGAGCUCAGCUCCGGCAAUCUCAAGGUUGUCGAGAUGCCUAUCACUUUUGGAUGCGACGGAAAUCGUCGGAAGGAAAUGAACAUGAUCAAGAAAACCUCAGCGUUCCACUGGUCUGCAGCAAGCAUGUCGACUUGUUUGUGGCGCGGGGUUCUCGUUCGCGAUGUACUACUUGCAUGCGGCCUUCAAGACCAGCCGGACGAAGAGCGAUGGUACCUCAACUUCGCGGGUGCAGACGAGCCCUCUGAAGGGCCGUACGAGACAUCCAUUCCCCUGAUGCACGCAAUGAAUCCCGCCAACGACGUCAUGCUCGCCUUCGGUAUGAACGGGCGCGUCUUGCAUCCCGACCAUGGAUAUCCGUUACGUCUCAUUAUACCGGGAUACGUCGGCGGGCGACAAGUCAAAUGGCUUAAGAAGAUAUGGGUGACGAAGGAGCCAAACCGCUCCCAUUAUCAUAUUUGGGACAACCGAGUGGUCCCCACGUUCAUUGAUUCUCGCGACCACCCUUAUGCAAACGUAUUCUUUCACCACGAGAGCACUGCGUGUUGGGAGCAGGCCUUACAAUCAGCCAUCGUGAAGCCAGCGCACGACGAAUGUAUCCCGCUCUCCGGCAAGGGGAGCCUCGACGCUACAUACUUGUUCGAAGGCUACGCGUACGGCGGCGGCGGAGAUCGCGUCGAACGGGUCGAGUUGUCUUUGGACGGUGGGAAGACCUGGAAGUACUGUUUCCGUCGCUUCACGGACUCGCCUCUUCGUCACGGCGAGAAGUAUUGGGCAUGGAUAUUCUGGUCGUGCGAAGUGAAGGUACAGGAGCUUGUCGACGCAUACGAGAUCAUCGUACGCGCUCAGGAUAGUAGAAAGAACUACCAGCCCGAAAAUAUCUCUUGGAACCUCAUGGACGACGCGUGGCUCAUCCUGGAGAACCAGGUGUACGACGUAACUUCUGUUUUAUCUUGGCAUCCUGGAGGCGCGAACGCGAUCUUAUCAUAUGCCGGGAAGGCCACGGUCGACGUUACCAACGAGUACAAGGGCAUCCAUGACAACUAUGCGAAUGGCAAGCGCGACGAAUGCCUCAUCGGCAUGCUCUCAGACGAGGGCAUUAAAGCGAUGGAAGAGGACGCAGUACGUGCGGCCGAAGAGCUGGCCAAGAUCAAAGCCGAGCGUCAUGGCGCCGCGCUUCAGCCAGACGUGUUCACGCUUGCGAAGCUUGUGAAACGAAAGGAGCUUUCCUCCGAUACUAGGGUGUACACGUUCGAACUCCCGCGUAAGGAGGACGGCAGCCCGGGUGUGCUCGGGCUACCUGUUGGCCGCCAUGUCCAGAUCUCCGUGCAUUUCAAGGACCAAGCUGUCUUGCGGAGCUAUACGCCUACCCGGCCCGUUCUUCCCAGCGAGGAGGAUGGCACUUUCGACCUGCUCGUGAAGACCUACUUGCCGUCAACCGAUAGCCCCUUCCCGCCAGGGGGAACCGUGUCGAACUACUUGGACUGCAUGAAAGAAGGCGAAGAAAUCGAUAUUCGCGGCCCGUCCGGCGGUAUCACGUACAAGGGUCACGGUGAUUUUGAUAUCGAAGGAAUCGAAUACCACUUCGACAAGGUCAACCUCGUCGCAGGCGGGAGCGGGCUGACUCCCCAUUGGCAGCUUGUCCAUGCUGUUCUAAUGGAUCCCUCGGACAACACCCUCGUGUCUCUCAUUGACAGCAACAAGACUUACGACGAUAUCUUGAUGCGAGACGAGCUACAGAAGUAUGCAGAGGAGCAUUCAGAUAAAUUCAAGAUAUGGCAUGUCAUCUCUGAUCCGCCAAAGGAGAAGACCAACGUCAAGUUCACGGAAGGUCGCCUCAAUAAAGACAUCAUGGAGGAACAUUUCUAUCCGGCUGCCGACAACGUCGCAGCUUUCUUGUGCGGACCUCCCGGCCUCAUUGAGAAGGCCGCCGUACCAGGCCUCAAAGAGAUGGGAUUCGAGGACGGCAGGACGAUCUUCGGGUAUUGA